GGCUCUGUGGGCGGGGAUGGAUGGGUGGAGGGGAAGAAAAAAAGCGACGACGCUCGUUUCCCGCCCCGUUACUCGCCUGGCCUGAGGGGAAACUUCUGAGGUGGCAGCGCUAAUAAAGGGGGGGCAAUGGCGGGUGCGCUGGGCGGCCGGCCAGGACUUUGCCCCCCAGGCGGCCUCGAGCAGCUAGAGUUGGGGCGGCUGCGGGACCCCUUGGGGAGCAGCAGUACCGGCGACGGCUCUUCUUGCUCGCCGUCGCCGCCUCUUUCCUCUUGCUCGAGACAGGCCUGGAGCCGGGACAAUCCAGGCUUUGAGCCUGAGGAGGAACAAGCGGCCAGGGCGACAGCGGCGGCGGGAACUGCGGUGGCGGCGGGGCCGGUGCUACAAAUGGACAUAGAGUGGGGCCGCGGCGGGGCCGCUCCGCCUACCACCGGAGGGCCCAGCGCCCGAAGCGGAGGCGCCGAGAGCGGGAGGCAGCGGCGGCGCAGGCGGCAGGGAGAGAAGGCAGAAGAGGAGGACGGAGGGGAAGGGGACUGUCCCUCUUCCGCGGGCGGAGGAGGGGGAGACGUUGUGGCCUCGCAUUUCCCUCACGAGGCGGACGAGGAGACCGCUGAGCCCCCGCCUCGCCGCCUCGCCUGGGCCAAGGGGCUGGCGCAUAGCCUGCGAGGUCUGUGGGGUACUACACUAAUGGAAGAAACCACAACCAGAGAGAGAUACCUGAAAAGUGUUUUACGAGAACUAAUCACAUACUUGAUUUUUCUCCUGGUCCUAUCUUUCUUGUCUUAUGGAAUGGUGAGUUCGAAUAUGUAUUACUACACAAGGGUGAUGUCGCAGCUCUUUCUAGACACGCCAAUAUCAAAAAUGGAGAAGACCAACUUCAAAACUUUGUCUACAAUGGAAGACUUCUGGAAGUUCUCUGAGGGUCCUUUGCUAGAUGGACUAUACUGGGAGAUGUGGUACAACAACAAAACGGUGGCAGAGAACAGGAGUUUUAUCUACCAUGAGAACUUGCUUUUGGGAGUGCCUCGUAUCCGUCAGCUAAAAGUGAGAAACGGCACGUGUUCAAUCCCCGAAGAUUUAAAAGAUGAAAUUAAAGACUGUUACGACGUUUACUCUGUGGGUAAUGAGGACACUGCACCAUUUGGACCCCUCAAUGGAACUGCUUGGACUUACACCAGUGAAAAAGAUCUGAAUGGAAGCAGCCAUUGGGGGCUAAUUGCAACAUACGGUGGAGCUGGCUAUUACCAGGAUCUGUCCAGAAGCAGAGAGGAGACAUCUACAUUGAUUGCUGGCCUCAAGAACAACUUGUGGCUUGAUAGGGGCACAAGGGCAACAUUUAUUGAUUUUUCAGUGUACAACGCAAACAUCAAUCUCUUCUGCAUUGUCAGGUUAUUGGUGGAGUUCCCACCAACAGGAGGCCUUCUUACAUCUUGGCAAUUCCAGCCAGUGAAAUUGAUCCACUACCUUUCCACUUUUGACUUCUUUCUGGCUGCCUGUGAAAUUGUUUUUUGCCUCUUUAUUCUUUAUUAUGUGGUAGAAGAAAUCCUGGAAAUUCACAUUCACAGACUAUUUUAUUUCAAGAGUCUUUGGAAUUGUCUUGAUGUUCUCAUUAUUGUGCUAUCAUUGGCAGCUAUAGGAAUUAACAUAUAUCGAACAUCUACUGUGGAUAGAUUACUGAAGGAGUUGCUGGAAAAUCAAAACUGCUUCCCAAAUUUUGAGCCUUUAGCAUACUGGCAAACACAGUUCAACAAUAUUGCAGCUGUCACCAUGUUUUUCGUCUGGAUGAAGCUCUUUAAAUUUAUCAGCUUCAACCGAACAAUGAGCCAGUUAUCUACUACGAUGUCACGAUGUGCCAAAGAUGUUCUUGGGUUUGCCAUUAUGUUUUUCAUCAUAUUCAUAGCCUAUGCUCAGCUAGCUUACCUUGUGUUUGGUACACAGGUGGAUGAUUUCAGCACCUUCCAGGACAGUGUUUUUACUCAGUUCUGCAUCCUGUUGGGAGAUUUUGAUUUUACAGAGAUUGAAGAAGCUAACAGAGUUUUGGGACCAGUUUAUUUCACUACAUUUGUGUUCUUUAUGUUCUUCAUUCUUUUGAACAUGUUUUUGGCCAUCAUCAAUGAUACGUACUCAGAAGUCAAAUCGGAUAUGGCACAGCAGAAGUCUGAAAUGGAACUGUCAGAUCUUAUAAGAAAGGGUUACACUAAAGCCAUGGUGAAAUUAAAGUUGAAAAAAACACCAGUUGAUGACAUUUCAGAGAGUCUACGACAAAGCGGAGGUAAAUUAAACUUUGACGAACUGCGACAAGACCUGAAAGGAAAGGGACACACUGAUGCUGAGAUUGAAGCCAUCUUUACCAAGUAUGACCAAGAUGGGGAUCAGGAAUUGACUGAGUUGGAGCACCAGCAAAUGAGAGAUGAUUUGGAGAAAGAGAGGGAGGACUUAGAGCUAGACCGAAGUUCUCUGAGCCGUCCAUUGAGUGGCCGUAGCUUCCCACGAAGCCUAGAUGAUUCUGAAGAGGACGACGAUGACGACAGUGGGCACAGCUCCAGGAGGAGAGGCAGCAGCUCCAGUGGAGUUUCGUAUGAAGAGUUUCAAGUGUUGGUGCGGCGAGUGGAUCGCAUGGAGCAUUCCAUAGGGAGCAUUGUUUCUAAGAUUGAUGCUGUCAUUGUGAAGCUGGAAGCCAUGGAGAGAGCAAAACUGAAAAGGAAAGAAGUGCUGGGGAGGCUCCUUGAUGGAGUCACAGAGGAUGAAAGGUUGGGCCGUGAUAACGAAAUCCACAGGGAUCAGAUGGAGAGACUCGUACGAGAAGAACUGGAACGCUGGGAAUCGGAUGACACAGCAUCCCAAGUGAGCCACAGAUUGGGAACUCCAGUGGGGCUCAAUGGCCAGUUGCGGGCUAGGAGUUCCCGCCCUUCUUCCUCGCAGUCCACUGAAGGCAUUGAUGGGGGAGGAGGUGGAAAUGGUGGGAACAAUGUCCAUGUCUAGUCACUUUUUUCUUUUGCCUACAAAAUUAUGAGCAUUUCCUGAAAUUAGUGAUUUGGCUAAAUGACAGAAAACUGUGAGACAUGAGGAGGUAGAUUCAGCAAGAAGAGAAAUAGCCUAGCUGUUGCUUUUUUACAAAAAUAAGGAGACUAUUAUGUCCCUACUCAAGAAGCAAUUUUUUAAACAAAAACUUGGGGUUGUGUCCAAUGUAGCAAUAAGGUAAAUCACUUAUUGGUAUACUUAUUGCACUAAUGAAAUAUUUUGCACCAGGAGAAUGUUGUUGUGCAAGAGAAUGUAUAAGCAAGUUGCUGGUAACUUCAUUGCACAAUAGAUUGCCCAAUUUGUUCUGCAAUGAAUUUCCACUAGUGCAACUGUUACGUUGGAUUCUUCUGUCAUGCGACAUUAAAACUCACCUGUCUGCUAGCACAAGAGCCCUUGAAAAUGAUGGACACAGCUUUUGGACUGCAUUCCACCCACUUACCAAGUCUACUGAAAUGGCACAAAUUUUUCUGCUUCAUAGAAGAAAUGAGAAAGCUAGUAAAAGUUCAUCGUCAGCUCACUGACUAAGGCUGCAAUCCUGUACACGCUUACCUGAGAGUCAGCACAACUGAACACAAUGGAAUUUACUUCCAAGUAAACAUGCAUGGGAUUGAACGGUUAGUCAUUGUUUUACAUGGUUGCAUGUAAAUGCCACAUAUGAUACAUUGAGGCUUUCUUUCCCUGGACCCUGUGCUUCCUUCUUUCAAAUAUGUAGUUAGUCCUCUAGAGAAAAAAAUACUAAAUUAUCAAGAUUUAGUUUGCUACAAAAAGUAUAAAAUGUAAGUUUUCCAGUUUUAUUGUGAAUCUUAUCUAUGUAUUCUUAAAGAGGACAGGAUUCUGGAAAUCCUGUAUACUCUUAGUCUUUUAAAGAAAGCGUCGAAAUCAAAGGAUAAAUAGUUGUCAUCUCUGUUUUCAAGAGAAAAGGGUAUUGUAUUAAUUUAUCUUAACCUCUUGCCAAAAAAAGUAACCUCUGUAUCCAUUAUUCAUUACAGAGGUAAAUGAAAGUCAAUCGCACAAUGUCCAGAAUAAUGUUGGGGGAGAAACAUGCUUUUUUCCUUCUUUUUUUAAAGAGGAAGGGCACAGGAAUUUCUGGUUAUUCAAGCAAGCAGUAGCUCUCAAAGGGUGAGACAAGGGCAACUCCUCUCUGUUUUUUUCCACACAGUGUGUUUCCAGAUGUGGGUGAUUUUACAGCACCCAAUUACUGCUGUUCUGCUUCAAGCUAUAAGCAGCAUAGCAACACUGUUUCCAGACAUCUAGAAUCCAAAUGGCAUUCCUGUAGCCAGAUGGGCAGUGCUCAUUUCCCCAACCCCAAAUAUUGGGGGGGGGAGGAGUCAUCAGGACCAUUGCAUGAGGAUGAAAGAGUUAACUACACCCUGCCCCCUCCAGGAUUACCACUAAUAAUGUAAUUGCCCCUGCAUCUCAUGUCUGCAAUUUGGGGAUGGGGAAAGAAACUGAUAUAAGGGCAAUGUAACUUGGAAAGGGUAAGGUUAAAAUGAUAAAGGUUGAUUCCUAGAGAGGAGGGAUAACCAUAGAGAAGGAAAUAGCUGGAGGAAUCUAUGCAGGCCAUAACCCACCAAAACAAAGAUACUGAAUAGCUACAUGAUGGGUCACCUACAUCUGAGGAAAUUGCCCAGAAGCUGCAGGAGGAAAACAUGGGAGGAGGAUGUUGUGCUCAUGACAUCAUGCAGAUGACCUGUAAAAAGUAAGUUAAGAAGUAUGAUUUCCAAUGAAAUCCCAGUGUGGAAGCAGCUUCUGUAGAUGCCAGACUGUCAACCCUCUCCUUUCUGUGCAAUAGUAGUGGUAAUGUGCUCUCCUCUUUUGUUAGUUGAUAAUUAAAGGGACCAUAAGAGGGACUUAGGGUUUUCUUUUUCCUGAAAUGUUUUGUAAGAGAGUCCAAUCCUGUGCCCGUUUAUUCAAAAAUGAGUGUCAUUGAGUUCAGUGGAAUUUAGGCUGCAGCCUUUAUUGUGGUUAAGGAGGCAUGAAAAGUUUUAACCUUAAGGUAGGAAUAUCCACCGUUGUGCCCUCCAGGACCAUUGGCCAUGCUGACUGGGGCUCACGGGUGGUGCAUACAUAUUUGAUAAGAGGCAGUUUGAUGGAGUGUCUGGAGUGCUAGACUUGGCCCAGGAAGAUCUUGGGUUCAGAUCCCUGCCUAAGCUGUGAAACCUACAAUGACCUGCCUCACCUUAUUGUUAUGAGGAUAAAAUGGAUCAUUCUCAUGUAUGCUACCCUCAGGUCUUUGGAGGGAAUGUCGGACACAGCUUACAUUUUUUGACUAAUAUCUCCAUAGCAGUUUUAAUAUCAGCCUUUUUUAUGUUCCCACCAACCUUGAGUCCUACAUCUUGAGCAAUUGGGGACCAAAUAGAAUUCUGAGGAGAUACCUGGUCCUGCCUUCUAUCACGGUGGAUAAUGGAAACUGUCCUGUAGCGAAAGAAGGCUAUGAAAAUGCCACUGCCGUAUCAUCCUGUGAAAUUAAAGAGUUUCAAAAGAAAUAGAUUCCAGAGUGUAGUAUUCACAGGAGAAAGCAAAAGAGCAGAGGGAUUCUGGUCAAAUAUUUCUCAAAGAUUGUGAAGGUUGUUUCAGUAAAAAAGCCCUAACAAGCAGAACAUUCAAUCUGCUUCACCCAACAAUGAAAUUGUCUAGUAAAGAAAACAACAAAAGGACAGUAGCCAUGUUGGCCAGUUAGUAAUAUUGCCAGAUGCAGCUUUACCACCAGCCAACUUUUUCUCUCUCUUCUUCCCUUCUCCCUGGUGUUUACCAUCUAGCCUGGUUAAGAGUUCUGGAGAACUUGAAAGCUUGCACACUAUUCUGUAACAUUUUGGUUGGCCUAAUAAAGGUAUUGCACUAGUGGGGAUUUACCAAAGAGAACAGUGACUUUCCUGAAUAGUUUGUAUUCUUAGGCACUGAUUGUGGUUGGUUUGUGUUGUGGCUCAUAUUAGACAUGAAGCAAAAACUGGAAAAGUUGGGUGGUGAUGUAGUAAGAGCACUUGAAAGGGAGCAAAUCAGAAUACUUGAGAUUUCUGAAAGAUUUUAUGCGGUUACUUUCCAAAAAAACCAACAUGUGUGAGAGUAUGACUUUUAGGGACACAUUCGGUUGGUUCUAUUCCUAGGGACUAGAUGUGUUGAAUAGGGUGCUUCAGUCCACGCUGGUUCUGCUCGACAUGGCAGACAAGGAUCAACAUAAUGGCUCCUACUGGGAGGAAGGGCAGGAUGUAAAUCUAAUAAAAUUUCCCACGGUGCUGAGGGUAUCGGAGAGAAGUUUUUUGCCUUCCAUGUUCUUGCUGCCAAGCUGCAGAGUGGGAAACUGCCAUUGCGACAUGCCUUGAUGUGCUUGUGUUCCUAGUUGUAUUGACAGCCAGCACAAGCAUUCUCUUUCAUUUGCAGCAUGUUAAUACAAUAUAAAGACCAAAAUGUUUGCAUCAUAAUCAUGUUUAUGUAUUGCUUGUAACAUGUUGUUACUUAAUAACAAACUUCAUCUUGAAGUGCUAUAAGAUUUCAUGGGUUGUCCAUGUGUAUUGACAAUGUACAUACAAUUAAUGUAUGACAGCUAAGAUACCUGUUUUUGUAUCCUUUUUAUUUUUCACAAUGUAAAGGUGUAUGUUUUUGAAUUACCACCCAGUUUUUAAGAUAAUGCAUCAUAGCAAAGAUGUUUUAGAAAGCUGUUAAUUAAUUAUACAAGUCUUCCAUAGUGAUCAAUGAUGUAUUGGGUUAAUAGUAAUCACCUCCUCAUCUAAUAAAGAUUUUGUAUGGUUUACAGUA
Messenger RNA from Rhineura floridana, 6771 nucleotides. RefSeq names its product polycystin 2, transient receptor potential cation channel (gene PKD2). Gene Ontology annotation, cellular component: membrane. Gene Ontology annotation, molecular function: calcium ion binding; potassium channel activity; voltage-gated sodium channel activity. Gene Ontology annotation, biological process: potassium ion transmembrane transport; release of sequestered calcium ion into cytosol; detection of mechanical stimulus. The record is from RefSeq and is a predicted model, not a curated record. Lineage: Eukaryota; Metazoa; Chordata; Lepidosauria; Squamata; Rhineuridae. The transcript has 15 exons. Bases 127 to 2979 code for a protein of 950 amino acids.